Molecule: messenger RNA, 3616 nt
Organism: Rubroshorea leprosula
Lineage: Eukaryota; Viridiplantae; Streptophyta; Magnoliopsida; Malvales; Dipterocarpaceae
Source: the annotation of a GenBank genome assembly
AAAAGUUUUCAUCUUGAUGGCUCAGAUGUAUUAGUUUUCUCGUGAAAACAAAAAGGAUUAAAGAGUGAACCAGUUGUACAAUUACUGGUAGACAUGGCUGUGUAUCGAGUUGGUCACAGCUUCUCUCCCUUACAACCUUUCGUGUUUACUCUCUCUCACUUCCCUCUUGUGUUUACUGUGUAACAGGUCCCUCAAGAAAAAUGUUCCUGAUACCAAUUGUUGAUGUAGUUGCUGGUGUUUUGCAGAAAAAAGAACAAGAAGAAAUGGAGAUGAGGACUGGCUCGCUGAUAGGAGCACAGAUAUUUCCAGCAUCAAUGGAGAAGGUGAUCAUGUGGUUCAUAUUCCUUCCAUUGUUGUUGACACAGUGCCCCAUGACAGCCUUAGCCAUGUCUCUCACAAACUUCACCACAGACCAAUCUGCCCUUCUUGAAUUCAAAGCUCACAUCACUUCUGAUCCUGGUAACAUUAUCUCCUCCAACUGGUCUUCUGCCUCCUUAAUCUGCAGCUGGGUUGGUGUUUCCUGUGGUACUCGUCAUUGCAGAGUCACUGCCUUGGAUCUUCCGAACAUGAACCUCUCUGGCAGCCUCCCUCCCCAUCUAGGAAACCUCUCAUUCCUUAUAUCUUUCAACCUGAGUGGAAACGGUUUCCAAGGCCACUUGCCUCCAGAACUGGGGAAUUUGUGUCGUCUGAAGCUCAUUGACCUAAGCUACAAUUUCUUUCAAGGAAGCAUCCCAGAGGAGAUUGGUGUGCUUUCAAACCUGGAGAUUUUUAUAGUGGGACACAACCAGAUUUCAAAUUCCAUUCCACUGGCCAUCUAUAAUAUUUCCUCCCUACAGGUUUUGGAUUUAAUGUCCAAUUAUAAGCUCACUGGAAGUAUAUCAAGGAAUAUCAGAAACCUAACUAAGCUAAGAGAAAUAUAUCUUGUAGAUACAGAAAUUAGUGGGGAAAUACCAUGGGAAAUGGGUGAUCUUCAUAACUUGGAGAUACUUGCAGCUGGAAAUGCAAAUCUCUCAGGUCCCAUUCCACCCAACACCUUCAAUAUCUCUUCAUUGAGAUGGAUUUAUCUGGAGAGAAAUAGCCUAUCUGGUUCUUUCACAGAUGACUUUUGCUAUCAUAUGCCAAAUGUUGAAGUGCUUUAUUUGUACAUGAAUCACUUAAGUGGCUCAAUUCCCUCAAGUAUAGGCAAAUGCAGGAAGCUUCAAAAGCUCAAUCUGUCCACUAAUAGAUUCACUGGAUACAUCCCAAGAAGCAUUGGAAACUUGACUGAACUCACUGAAAUAUAUUUGAGUAAUAAUGAAUUGGAAGGCGAAAUUCCAGUAGAGUUGGGUAAUCUCCUCAACCUGGAAAUAUUGAGAAUUGAGGGAGCGGGACUUACUGGUAUUGUUCCUCCUAAAAUCUAUAACAUAUCCUCACUGAAAUAUAUCUAUCUACGAAACAACAGCCUUUCGGGGAGUUUUCCUGAGGAUUUGUGCCACGGUCUUCCAAUACUUGAGGAGCUUAACUUCUACAACAAUAAGCUCACUGGAACCAUUCCUAAGGAUAUUGGAAACUGCACUUUGCUCAACUAUAUUGCCAUUGACACAAAUUUCCUGACAGGUGAAAUACCAGAGGAGAUUGGCAAGUUACCUUUGAGCUCUUUGUAUAUGGGACACAACUCUUUGAUUGGUUCCAUUCCUCCCAAUAUCUUCAACAUCUCAACCUUGGAUAUCAUUGCCUUACAAUUUAAUAACCUUUCAGGCCAUCUUCCUUCAACCCUCGGACUUGGGCUUCCAAAGCUUAUCUCUCUAGUUCUCAACCGAAAUAAACUCAGUGGUAUUCUUCCAAGUUCUAUCUCUAAUGCUUCCUCGCUUGCCAACCUGGAGCUUGGCCACAACUCAUUCUCUGGCCCUCUCCCCAAUUCACUUGGUGAUCUAAGAUACCUCAAAUGGCUUGACCUGCAAGAAAACAACAUGUCAUCUGAAUUCUCCACUCCUGAAAAAGGCUUUCUCUCGUCUUUGACAAACUGCGGACUUUUGAGGCAUCUAGACAUAUCAUCUAAUUCCUUGAAUGGCAUCCUUCCCCAUUCUAUUGGGAAUCUAUCCACAUCUCUUCAAUAUUUGUAUCUAGGAAAUUCCAAAGUCAAGGGAAACAUUCCCAUAGGAAUCGGCAACUUGAGCAAUUUGAUACUUCUGAGCCUUUCAAGAAAUAAUUUGACAGGAUUGAUUCCAGCAACAAUUGGACAAUUGCAACAGCUCCAAGGUCUCUUCCUUUAUAGCAAUAGACUAGAAGGAACAAUCCCAUAUGAUCUUUGUCAUUUAGAGUCAUUAAACGAAUUGAGACUAGAUUAUAAUCAGCUCAAUGGAUCCAUGCCAGAAUCAGUGUUGCCACCUACAGCAGCUAUCAUAUUGAUACUGACCCUCGUCAUCAUCUUCACAAGACCCCGUAAAUCAAAAGCAAAAUCCACAGAUAAAGAAGCCUUUUCAGGUCCAGCAGAAUGGAGGAGAAUUUCAUACCUGGAGCUUCAACAAGCAACAGACAGAUUUAGUGAAAGAAACUUACUUGGCACAGGGGGUUUUGGGUCAGUUUACAAUGGGAUACUACCAGACGGAAUGAACAUUGCAGUAAAGGUCUUCAAUCUGCAAGUAGAGGGUGCAUUUGAGAGUUUUGACACAGAAUGUGAAGUACUACGCAAUAUUCGCCACCGGAAUCUGAUCAAAAUCGUGAGUAGCUGCUGUAAUGAAGACUUCAGAGCCUUGGUUCUGGAGUUCAUGCCAAAUGGAACCUUGGAGAAGUGGUUGUAUUCUGAUGGAUGCAGUUUAGACAUCCUGCAGAGAUUGGAUAUAAUGAUAGAUGUGGCUUCGGCUCUGGAAUAUCUCCACCAUGGACAUCCAGUGCCGGUCGUCCACUGUGAUUUGAAGCCUAAUAAUGUGUUGCUCGAUGAAGAUAUGGUUGCACACGUGGGGGAUUUUGGUCUUGCCAAGCUUUUAGGUGCAGGAGAAUCUGUGACGGAGACCAUGAGGAUUGCCACUAUUGGCUACAUGGCACCAGAGUAUGGAUCGUUGGGCAUUGUUUCUACGAAGGGUGAUGUCUACAGUUACGGAAUUCUACUAAUGGAAGUCUUCACUGGAAGAAAGCCUACUGAUGAACUUUUCUCCGGUGAAAUGAGCUUGAAGCAAUGGGUGAAAGAGUCAUUAUCCUGUUCAGUAGUUGACAUCGUUGAUGCCAAUUUGUUGAACGCAGAAGAGAAGCAUUCUGUUGCCAAGAUAAAAUGUGUCACAUCUAUCAUGGAAAUGGCUUUGGAUUGUUCAGCAGAAUCACCUAAAGAAAGGCCACACAUGAUGGACAUUGCAGCUAUGCUCAAGAAGAUCAAAGGGAACUAUCUGAAAGAUGUUGGAGGUCGUAGGAAUCCAUUAAGCAGACCCAAGUAAAACGUAUAAAAGAUCAUCAUAAUGAUGUAGAUAAUAUCCUGCGAAUAGUGGAAAAUAAAAUUCUCCACUGUCUAUAUUAAGCUGAAACUAAACUCCACUAUGUUUUUCCUCAUCAUUCCGCGAAAACAACUGCAUCUCUAGAUUUGUGUGAUGCCUUUCUCCAAUAUGUCGUGGAAUGUAAUUCGAGUGAAUAUAGAAUGCAAAAGUAC